Messenger RNA from Dunckerocampus dactyliophorus (ringed pipefish), 6496 nucleotides. RefSeq names its product neuralized E3 ubiquitin protein ligase 4 (gene neurl4). Gene Ontology annotation, molecular function: ubiquitin protein ligase activity. Lineage: Eukaryota; Metazoa; Chordata; Actinopteri; Syngnathiformes; Syngnathidae. The coding region runs from base 148 to 4989 and encodes 1613 amino acids. The transcript has 29 exons. The record is from RefSeq and is a predicted model, not a curated record.
UCUCAUCAAAUGCAUGAACAAUAAUGAAAAAAGUUAAUUGAGUUGAUAUAAUGUGAUAAUGAUUACAUAAAUUAUAUGAUCUACAGUACAUAGUCUACGUAUUGUGGAAUGUAAACAAACAACAGUGGGUGGGGCGGCGGCUGCCGUAUGUCGGCUGUUAUGACGUCACUGUCGCAAACAAUUUCUGUCGUGAAACCUGGCCGCCCCCUAAUGAUGGCGGCGGAGCUACAUCCGCGGAGCGGAAAGCUGAUCGGCCUGUCGAACUCCAACCGAACCGCCCGGCGCAACCAACCAGUCCAAGAGUUCAACCAUGGCCUGGUGCUAAGCAAGGAGCCGCUGAGGGACCGGGAUGUAUUCACUGUCCGCAUCGAUAAGAAGGUGAACUUGUGGAGCGGUUCCAUUGAGAUCGGAGUCACCACACUGGACCCUGCCCUGCUGGACUUCCCUAGCAGUGCCACGGGCCUGAAGGGCGGCUCGUGGAUUGUGUCUGGCUGCUCCGUGCUCCGGGACGGCCGUUCAGUGCUGGAGGAGUACGGCCGCGACCUGGAUCAGCUGUCAGAGGGCGACCGUGUGGGCAUUCAGCGCAGCUCCCACGGAGAGCUCCACCUAUGGGUCAACGGCCAGGACUGUGGUGCGGCCGCCAGCGGCUUGCCUUCCAAACUGUGGGCCGUGGUUGACCUGUACGGAAAGUGCACGCAGGUGACGGUGGUGAGUUGUGAGCCGCCGUCGCCCUCCACCGAGAGAGGGACAGUAGUUCGGGAUGAAGCGGAUGAGGAAGAAGAAGAAGAAGAGGAGGAGGAGGUGCGAGAGGAUGCGGGCAUCACGGCAUUGAUGAGUGUAGCAGCAAUGAAUGGAGUCAUGACGGGAGAUGAAGUGCCUGAGCUUAGUUGCAGCAGACCAGACAAGUUCCCCAACAACCUGGAGCCAGAAGCAGUUCUGACAGAGCACCAGCUCUUUGAUGUCUUCAACAACGCAAUAUCUUUCUACCGUGCCGAGGAUGAAGGCGGAGGUGAUGAUGGCAGUGGGGGCACAGGAGGAGGAGGAGCUACAGGAAACAAUUCCUCCUCCUCUAGAAAUGACACAAGGAGUGGAGGUGGAGGAGGCGCAGUGAGCAAUGACAACGGGACAGAGACACCAACAGGGGGAGGUGGGACUGGAGGAGAUGAUGCCGGGAACACAAACAGCAGCCCCGCUGGUACGGCGGGAGGAGGAACGGGAUCUGGUACUGUGAUGGGUGGCUUGACCACCAACGAUGCCCUCCUCUUCCACGAGAAGUGUGGCACGCUGAUCAAACUGAGCAAUAACAACAAGACGGCGGAGAGGAGGAGACCUCUUGACGAGUUCAACAAUGGCGUGGUUAUGACCAACCGGCCGCUACGACAUAACGAGAUGUUUGAGAUUCGCAUUGACAAACUGGUGGACAAGUGGUCUGGUUCAAUCGAGAUCGGUGUGACCACACACAUCCCAAACAAUCUGGACUACCCUGCCACCAUGACCAAUCUGCGUUCAGGUACAAUCAUGAUGAGUGGCUGUGGAAUACUGACCAAUGGGAAAGGUACCAGGCGGGAAUAUUGCGAGUUUAGCUUGGAUGAACUCCAGGAGGGAGAUCACAUAGGGCUGAUGCGCAAAGCCAGCGGUGCGCUUCACUUCUACAUCAAUGGCAUCGAUCAAGGUGUCGCCGCAGCCCAGACCCCUGGCGUGGUGUAUGGCGUGGUGGACCUUUACGGCAUGGCCGUCAAGGUCACCAUUGUCCACAAUCACAACCACAGCGACCGCCUCCGACGAAACAAUGCCAUUAUGAGGGCCUUGUCACCUGACGUCGGUCGACCCAGGCCCGCCCUCUCUCUCACUCCUGACACGGAGGCACAUGAGCGAUUGCUCUUCCACCCUAACUGUGGCCAGAAAGCUGCCAUCAUCAGUGAUGGCAGGACAGCGCUACGGCCACAUGCCACCGAUGACUUCAAUCAUGGCGUGGUCCUCAGCAGCAGGCCGCUGCGCUCCAAUGAGGUGUUCCAGGUCCGUAUUGACAAGAUGGUGGACAAAUGGGCUGGCUCCAUCGAAAUCGGAGUGACGACACACAACCCCGCCUACCUGCAGCUACCCUCCACCAUGACAAAUUUGCGCUCAGGGACAUGGAUGAUGACAGGGAAUGGCGUGAUGCACAAUGGAACAACAAUACUGGAUGAGUACGGACACAACCUAGACCGCCUCAAAGCAGGGGACACUGUUGGUGUGGUACGCAAAGAAGAUGGCAGCCUCCACUUCUUUGUAAAUGGCGUUGCUCAGGGCCCAGCAGCCUGGAAUGUGCCCCCCAGUGUCUAUGCUGUGGUUGACCUCUAUGGCCAGGCGGCUCAGGCCACUAUUAUGGACGACAUGGUGGAUCUCCCCCCUCUCCCAGAGGACGCCUCAGAAGGCCCUACAGCCAUGUCUCCCGGGAGCCCUUGCUCAGUGGCAGGUGGCAGCACCACUGACCUGCGUUUUCACCAUUUGCACGGCACCAAUGCCAUCAUCACCAAUGGGGGGCGCACUGCUCUGCGACAAAACUGCCGUAGCGAGUUCAACGACGCUAUCGUCAUUUCCAACAGGUGCCUUCGAGAUGGAGAGCUCUUUGAAAUCAUUAUUCAGAAGAUGGUGGACCGCUGGUCCGGUUCAAUAGAAGCAGGUGUGACGGCCAUCAGGCCAGAGGAACUCGAGUUUCCCAACACGAUGACCGACAUUGACUACGACACAUGGAUGCUCAGCGGAACAGCCAUCAUGCAGGAUGGCAACACAAUGCGCAACAACUACGGCUGCGAUCUUGACUCUCUGACCUCGGGCUCACGAAUUGGCAUGAUGCGCUCUGCCGCUGGUGACCUCCAUUAUUACAUCAACGGCGUGGACCAAGGCAUCGCCUGCUCUGGUCUGCCUCAAGAGGUGUUUGCAGUGAUCGACCUGUAUGGUCAGUGUGUUCAGGUGUCCAUCACAAGCUCCUCAGGCCCGCUGGACAACAGUCUUUGCACCAGCAACAUCACAGAGAAGAGCUUCCCGAUCCACUCCCCAGUAGCAGGAGUCGCCCACCGCCUCCACAGUAAACACGGUAAGAAUGUAGUGUUGCUGGGUGAGGGGUGCCAGGCUGUCAGAGCGGGGGGUUACGCUCACGGCAUCGUGUUCAGCGCCAAGGAGCUAAAAGUGGAUGAGCUGUUUGAGGUGAGGAUUGACGAGGUGGACGAGCAGUGGUGCGGUUCACUCCACGUCGGCCUGACCACGCUACCGCCCCCUGAGCUGCCAUCGUGCCCACUCUCCGGUUUCUCCCCCUCCCUCCCACAGCUUCGCGCCAAGGUCACCUGGCUACUCUGUGGCUUGGAGGUCCGCCGUAAUGGUGUGCUGCAACGCCAGAACUACGGCUGCUCACUGGACCGACUGACGGUUGGGAACCGUGUGGGUGUGAAGAGGUGCAGCGAUGACACCAUGCACAUCUUCAUUGAUGGCGAGGACAUGGGACCUGCUGCCACUGCGGUUGCCAAGAACGUGUAUGCGGUCCUAGACCUGUAUGGUCGAAUAACCGCGGUAUCCAUCGUCAGCUCCACCAUGCUUGAAGAUGUGGACAGUGUUAAGGCGGUAUCUCUCUCGUCAGAAAGCUGCAGUGAAGGAGAGGACGACAGCACACCUGUCAGAGAGGCUGAGGGGGAGCCAUGCGCUCUGGUGCCCACCGCCAUGGCCUUCCUGGAGAACCAUGGCAAGAACAUCCAGCUGUCCAACCAGAACCUGACGGCCGCCAGAGUGUCAAGCUACAACCAGGGCCUGCUGGUCACCGCUCAGCCUCUGGCCCAGCAGCAGCUCUUCCAGUUUAAGAUUGACCGCCUCAAUCCGUCCUGGACGUCGUCGCUGGCCUUAGGGGUGAUCGGUCACUCACCAGAUCGCCUUAACUUCCCCUCCACAGCGUGCUGCCUGAAGCGCUCCGCCUGGCUGCUGCAGAGGGACUCCAUCUUCCACAACUCCCUAAAAAUUUGCGAGAACUACGGCCCUAACCUGGACACAUGUCCCGAAGGCACGGUGUUGGGUCUGCUGGUGGAUGCCAACAGUUGUCUCCACCUCUACGUGAACGGCAUGGACCAGGGGGUUGCAGCACAGGACAUUCCCUCCCCCUGCUAUCCUUUCAUCGACCUGUAUGGCCAAUGUGAACAGGUAACCAUCGUGACAAAUAACGUGCCAGCUGUUGGCGGAGAGGGUGGCGACACCCGUUGUCAGGGUGACAUGGAGAAGGCGGACAUGGUUGAUGGCAUCAAAGAGAGCGUGUGCUGGACGCCCCCUCCCGAUGUCAACCCCAACAAGUCGUGUGAGUACCAGGCCUUGUGCGCUCGCUUCAAGGACUUGCUCACUCUACCAGACGGGUACUUCAAUGAAGAUGCAAAGUAUAAUCUGUGCUACUGUGAGUCCUGCCACAAGCUGCGGGGGGAUGAGGCGUAUUACAAGAGAGGAGAGCCUCCCCGCGACUACGCUCUGCCUUUCGGAUGGUGCUGUUUUGCCCUCAGGAUCAAGCCCCACUGUGAGGUCUCUAAUGCACUGAAGAAGUGGCACAUCGCGUACCACGGCACCAGCGUAGGAGCCCUGCGCCGCACGUUGGACCACAGCCAGCUGCUUCCUGGGACGUCGUCCAUCUUCUCUGUGUCUCUGGCGAAAGCAGAGGGACUAGACGGGUACAGUGAUCCAGAGGAGAACAGCGUCCCCGGCAGGGAGGUUCCGAGAGUGCGUCUCUCACCUACCAUGCGUUACUCUGGCCUGGAGAUAUUUGCUCCCAAAGUGCAAUUUCGGGACCCCCGCUCUCACCGCUGCCACCAGGCCCAGGUGGGCUUCCAGGUGUGCGUGCGCCCGGGUUCCUACAAGGCGGGGCCGCAGACGCUGGGCCACAGCGAGCCCCUGGACCCCCGAUUCAGCAACUCUGAGAUUGAGUGGAUGACGAAAGAGCAGGGUGGCACACUCCUCUAUGGCCUGCUUGUGCGGGUCGAGUGACACCUUCCACUUUUGAUAAAGUCACAAAUCCAAGCCCUGCCUUGAGCAACAGACUCCUCUGGGAUCCAACUGGUCCUUAUGAUUGUCCACAGGAUUAUUUUACUGCUUUUAAAGAACAGACACUGCCUGCACUUUAUGUUUCGGACACUCGUGGGCAAUUUUAAACCCGUCAAAAACAGCAACGUGACACAUUUAUUAGUUUCCUGAAGAUUUUUGUCACUCAUUUUAACACCUCAUCUGUUCCCAUGUGUUUUAUUUUUGUAGCACUCGUCCCCUGCCAAGAUGAACUUUAAUGGAUUAUGACUGAAUUGUAAUCCUGUUUUCACACUUGAAUUAGACGAAUUGAUGACUUGUAACUGGAUUGUUUACACAUGUAACAUAUUGCAGUUGUGUUUGUGUGCAAGGCUUCCUGGUCUUUGCUUUCUCCUCACCAAAAAAUCCAGAGAAAGGUGUUUUGAGAGGAUGUCUGGCACCUUUUGGUCCACAUUUACAACCUUCUAGAUCAUUUUUCAGAACUGCAAGGUUUACUACUCCCUUCUUAUGAGAACAAAAAUGUCUUAUGCCCUCAGUGUUAACAUCCAAACAGAAAACUGAGGCGUCGUUCAUGCUGGCGUUUACAUGAGAAUGUUCUUAAUCGGGGCUCUGUGGUUCCUAUCUUGAAACCAUCUAUUUCUGACACAAGUAUCAAUUUAUUCAGCGCACCCAGUGUAAGAUUGAUUGUAACAGCUUGUUCGUUUUUGUUCUCAACGAGCUACGUCUCAUGACACCCUGACGCUUCUCAAGGCACACUUGAUGAGUCAAACUCAAAAUGGAUUCAAGAAUCUCAGUAAUCUUUGAGCUGCUGGCAUCAGAGGAAACUUCCAAUCAAAAAUGUGAAACAUAUUAUAAUGGGUCAUUUAUGGCCCAGUGCUGCUUUGUAAAAUGUUACUUUUUCCCCCUUUUCCUUUCUGUAUGUUGGGUUGUACAUAAAUAUAUUCCUGAUUUAUAAGAAAAUGAAAAUAAACUGACAGUAUGCGCAGAAGGUUUUUUUUUGUUAUAGAAAUGUCAAACAAAAGACCUACAAGGACAUGCUCCUUUUCUGUCAAAUUUUAUUUAGAGUAAGAAACAAAGUCAACUGACAUUUUUUUUUAUUGCAGUACAGUACUUACUUACACAAUCACACCUUUUGUCAAAAUGCUGUUGAUUUCUUACUUAUUAAGGCCAAUAGUGUGUUUUUCUUGGUAGCUUUUCACAGAAAUUAUAGCUGCUGUGGGGGGCAGCUCUGUCCUGCCAUUGAAGAUCAGACAAGCAUGAAGCAACAACGUCAUGACUUUUACAACUUAAAAAAAAACCCAAAUAAAAUACAGUACAUCCCUGGGUUGCAUAGUCUGUUUCAUCAACCUGCCCUCUGCUGUUAAAAGACGAAUUUAUGCACCAAAUUGGACCCUGAGGGUUUUCAUACAGAUGUGAUCACUUUCUACUCAUUUUCUUGACGAGUUACGUUAAAAACUCAUUUUACUCAGAUAAC